This is a messenger RNA of Volvox carteri f. nagariensis, 798 nucleotides long. RefSeq lists its product as uncharacterized. The record is from RefSeq and is a predicted model, not a curated record. The transcript has 5 exons. Lineage: Eukaryota; Viridiplantae; Chlorophyta; Chlorophyceae; Chlamydomonadales; Volvocaceae. The coding region runs from base 43 to 798 and encodes 251 amino acids.
AGACAGGUAGAAACUCGGGAACUGAAUAGUAUCUGCGCAGCCAUGCUCUCCUUGCGCCGUUCCCCCUUGCGCACUUUGAGCGUUGGGCCCGGCCGAGCCCGGCUGGUGAUCAGGAAUGCUGCGUUCGAUGUUCGUCCCUACACGCUACGAAAAGGAGACACGCUAGAGAGCAUUGCUAAGAAACGCAAUGUUACUGUGGAGCAAAUUCUGGGUAUCAAUCCCGACUGCAAGCCUGAUAACGUCGCGGAGGGGCAGACCAUUCUUCUUCCAGCCAACAAGUUAUCAAAUCGUGAUAAGGAAAUCCUCAGUGGCAUUGGCACUACAUACCGUCUGUAUCCUGUUCGCGCGGGGGAGACCUUGAGCGAGGUCCUGUCGAAGCGCGGUAUCAGCACUGCGGAAUUCCUGGCGCUCAACCCCGGCGUUGAUAUCGCCUCCAUUAAAGACAACCAAGUCGUCAAGCUCCCCAUCGAUAAGUUCACGGUCCGCGAACGGGAGAUGUUGAUAGGCUCGGGCAUCCUGCCCCCCGAGUUCUUCACGGCCGCCAAGAAUCCCUUCGUUAUCGGCUUGGGCGGAUUCAACUACAGCCGAGUGUUAAACGACCCGCAGAACAGCCACGCUCUUCUCUCGCACGUACACUUACGUCUCAUUAUGUGGCGCCGUCGGCCGCUAUUGUCCCUGCCGCGCUUCUGUGCUGUGUCUCGCACUAUAUCAUUGUUUGAUGCAGUGAUGCUGGUGUGCGGCUUCGUCAUGGCGUGGCAGCGGUUCCAUUCGGAUCCGGACAUGCAGGCCACCGACUGA